AUGACUUGCAACACUUUAAAACAGUCAAAGAACACUUAUGAGAAGGAAUUAACUGAAUUGAAUGAGCAACUUGAUCUUGAAAGAACCACCGCUCAACAGGCUAAAGCACGGAAGAAGAAAUAUGCAGACAAACUCAGAGAAGUGAUGGAGAACGAAAACGAAUUCGGUGAAUAUAAGGAACACGCCGAGAAGUCUAUUAACUCGUUGACUGCUCAAAAGGCUGAUUCACAGAAGCAACUUGAGAAAGAGAGAGCAAUGAAACAAAAACCCGACAAGGAAACUCAAAGACUUAGAGCCAAAGUCACCGACGCUGAAGUUAAAUUGGCAGACGCCGGUGCUACUGGAGCUUCUAUUGCUAAAUUGAAAGCAAAAUAUGAAACAGAAUUGGAAGGAAUCGAAACAGAAAAAGAAGAAGCACAAAACGCGGCUGCUAAAGCUAAGAAACAAGCUAAACAGUAUGCCAGAAAAGUCGAAGAGGCCGAGAGAAAGCUUGCAUAA
This is a messenger RNA of Entamoeba invadens IP1, 498 nucleotides long. RefSeq lists its product as hypothetical. Lineage: Eukaryota; Evosea; Mastigamoebida; Endamoebidae. The record is from RefSeq and is a predicted model, not a curated record. The transcript has 2 exons. The coding region runs from base 1 to 498 and encodes 165 amino acids.